AAAUAUUGUAAUUACAUCCGAAUCUUUGCAUAUUAUUCAACGACACAACCCACUUCCUACUUUCAGUUUCGUUUUAUUUCAGAAAGUAAGGAUGAAAGGCUUCUUAGUGGUUGACAGGUUGAAUGACAUACAUUUUAUUGAAACAGACAAAGAAUUUGCGAGACAUAUUAAUGAACAAGCUAGAGAACAGGGACUUAUAAGUGAUGAUGAAGCAGAUGUAUACACAGUGGAUCCAAAUAUUGUUAUGCAACAGUUUUCACCUUUAUUCAUGUCUCAGUGGUUUAUGAUUGACCAUGCCAAGAACCCAUGCUCAUCAAUUAUAUGUGAAAAUGAUUUCCUAUUUGUAUUCAGACAUUUCGAGGAUUUCCUCAUUGUUGCUAUAAAUGGAGAUAACACAGAGUCUGAGGAUUUUCUUACAAGGAAAACGCUGGUGUUUAUACGGCUGAUUGGCUUUGUCAUGGGUCCUGUCAGUGAAGAGAUAGGAAAGCCAAGGUUUACAAGCAAAAUGGAAAGAUGGAACUUCCUUAGGCAUUUAUUAUCUACAUGGACAUAUCUGGCUAAACAUGAACAAUCUUUCCUUGUUGAGGCUGUGGAGAAGUUGCAUAUGAACCAGGUUGUCAGUGAACAGUGUGUGGAAAUUCUUCAGGCUGCAGUCAACAAGUUCCAGGAGGCGGGAGAAAGACAUACCCAGCAUGCAUUGCUGCUUGUGAACAGCAAACUAUUGUCCCUCUACUCUAAUCGUAAUGCCCAAGAACUUCAGUCAUCAGACAUUCUGUGUAUCAUACUGUUGGUGCGUUGUCUUUUCCCAACACAUGACAAGCUUGAAGAUUUGUUUGCUCAGUCAUACAGACGUACUGGUACAGGACACUUAAGGUAUGAGGCUCGUUCGCCUGCUACAGUGAGAGUAUCCCAGCCACAAAGAGAUAGGUAUGAGAGUGCUGUAGAAGGUUUCACUACUGGGGAUGAAACAGAAAAUGAUGAGUAUUUUAGCGCCAAAGAAAACAAAAAUCAUGAUGAUGGUAGUCCAUCUCCACUGGAGGGAAUAUUGACUGAAGAAAGGUCUUCAGAUUCAAAUGGAGCAAAAACACCGUACCCUGAGGUAUCAGAGAAAUAUGUAACCCCAACAACGUCACCUACCCUCCUACAUGCGAUGGACUACCUUACGCAGAAAUCUCAGGACUUGAAAAUGACUUUAGACCUGUUGAAGUCAGUGAAUACCAGCAUUAAGGGAGAGAGAAUGCGGUCAAGAAGUCAUACUUUAAGUGAGGUGGAGGACCAGCUAGGGAAUAAGGGAUCCUCAUUGCCAGCGGGUAGAGGCAGAAGUUCCAGUCUUUGUGAGCACAUAAAAAAGGAGAGUCAUCUAUGUAGCAAAAGAAGUUCUUCGGACGUCCGCUUGAACACAGAGGAAGAGCAGGAAGAGUAUGUGUUUCCCGAUAUACCCGAGGACAGGGACUGCAUUAAACAGGCUGUGUUUCUAUCAACGUCAAUUUGUAAAUAUUCUCCAUACCAAAUACACUGUCAGAGAAUAUUUCCUGGAAUUAUUCUUGUAGUUUUGACUGAGAUGCCAAAACUGUCCCAGGCUCCUAAACUUGUACAGCUUAUGCAGUUGCUCAAAGACCUAAUGAAUGGACACAAGGACAUGGUUAGCCGCAUCCAAGGGCAGAUAAUUUAUGAUGCCAUUAAUACUCAACUAACAAAGGUUCUCUUGUCUCUUCGAAAAGCUAAGGGUCAGCUAGAAAAGUUAUGUACAGAAAUCCGGAAGAAAUGGGAAAGUGAUGAUGUGAGAGGAGGGAUCUUGGCUUAUUUAGAGCAGAGUUCUAGAGCUGAAAUAUCUCCCAGUUUAGAGAGAUCACUGAAGUAUCUCUACAAUAAACUAACAGAGGUGUUCCGUGUUCUCUAUCUGUCACCACGACCUUUGAUGCCAGCGGUAACAAAUGCCCUGAUCUCAGUGACGGAACUUUUCACCAAACACCUAGGGGACUACAGAAACUAUCUCAUCGUGAAGGCACAAAGAAACUUUACAAUGACUACAUAUAUAGAAGACUUUCCAGGACUUGUUCAUUUCAUCUAUGUGAAUCGACGAACCAAUCAGAUUAUGGCACCGUCACUAAAUAUAACUCAGGAGGACAUCCAUUCUUCUCAUGAUGCAACACAACUGCUCAAGGAAAAGAUCUGGGGUAUGACGGGAUGGAUACAGCAGAAGUUACAUGAGGGUUACACGACCGUUACAGCUAGAGAAGGAGACUAUCAUUACUCGUACUUCCUCUGGUUUGAAAACUGUUCCGGCAGUCCUGAAGUGAUCCAGAGGCCAUACAAGGCCGACUGUACAGCACCACCUCCUGGUAUUCUCACUGGUAACUUCUACAAAUACAUAACCCACAAAUGUUUUCCACAGUCUGUGAUAAAUUCUGUUCACUGUAUUGAACUCUUCAUGAUGCAUGUGGGGUUGGCUAACAUGCAGUUCAUCACUAAUCACUGUAGAGAACUUGCAGCUAGACUUUAUGAAACAUCCGGUGAUAUGGUUGGCAACAUUGGACUGUUUGGCACAUGAAGUUGAAAUUUCAAACUU
Molecule: messenger RNA, 2569 nt
Organism: Mercenaria mercenaria
Lineage: Eukaryota; Metazoa; Mollusca; Bivalvia; Venerida; Veneridae
Product: BLOC-3 complex member HPS1-like
Exons: 17
Coding region: 92-2551 (819 amino acids)
Biological process (GO): vesicle-mediated transport
Cellular component (GO): BLOC-3 complex
Molecular function (GO): guanyl-nucleotide exchange factor activity
Source: RefSeq, a predicted model, not a curated record